AUGACAGACAAUAACGCCCCUUCCCCCUCAAUUGAGGUCAAGAACCUAUCCUUCCAGUUCCCCGAUGGUUCUCCGGGCUUGACCGAUGUCAAUCUUCAGGCCCCCGCCGGCAGUCGAACCCUACUUAUCGGAGCCAAUGGCGCAGGGAAAACAACCCUCCUCCGCCUCCUAGCAGGCAAACGUCUAGCUCCCACAGACACCAUCACCGUAGCAGGCAAAGACCCUUUCAAGGACGGCCUCGAAGGCGUAACCUACCUCGGCAUGGAAUGGGUUCUCAACAACAUCGUCCGCACCGACAUUGACGUCCCUACCCUCCUCGCCUCCGUCGGCGGCAAUGCAUACCCUGACCGUCGGGAUGAACUCGUCGACAUCCUCGACAUCGAUCUCAGCUGGCGCAUGCACGCCGUCUCGGACGGCGAACGUCGUCGCGUCCAGCUAGCUAUGGGCCUCCUCCGACCCUGGCAAGUCCUCCUACUGGAUGAGAUCACCGUCGAUCUGGACCUCCUCUCUCGCGCCAACUUCCUGGCCUUCCUUAAGCGUGAGACCGAGAUCAGACCCUGCACUAUCGUUUAUGCGACCCAUAUCCUGGAUAACUUGUCGCUGUGGCCUACUCACCUUGUCCAUAUGCAUUUGGGAAGCGUGCGUCAGUGGGGUCCCAUUGAGAAGUUCCGCGAGGAGGUUAAGGAGACUUCCGAGAAUAGUCAGCUCGGUGUGCUCGUACUGAAGUGGCUUAAGGAGGACUUGCAAUCUAGGGGUCCGAGAAAUGGGUCUACUAGUCAGGCUAAGACUUACCCGACACUGGAAGGUUUGGGCGGGUAUGGCUUGGAAAAGCGACCUGCUGCGUGA
Molecule: messenger RNA, 846 nt
Organism: Aspergillus luchuensis
Lineage: Eukaryota; Fungi; Ascomycota; Eurotiomycetes; Eurotiales; Aspergillaceae
Gene: CAF16
Product: putative ABC transporter
Exons: 2
Coding region: 1-846 (281 amino acids)
Molecular function (GO): ATP binding; ATP hydrolysis activity
Source: RefSeq, a predicted model, not a curated record